Messenger RNA from Dicrocoelium dendriticum, 1025 nucleotides. NCBI's taxonomy places the organism in Eukaryota, Metazoa, Platyhelminthes, Trematoda, Plagiorchiida, Dicrocoeliidae. The record is from the annotation of a GenBank genome assembly.
GUGAUAUUUGACCUUAGGGAGGUACCUUAUUGGAUUCAGGAGCGCGUCUUCCUAUCUUCGUAUGAGUUUCUGCUGUCGCUUACCCCACAAUGGCGUAUGACUACGGUGGAAUAAAUGGGCCACAUACUUGGGCGCUCCGUUUCCCAGCUGCAGGAGGACAGAAACAAUCACCUAUAAAUAUUUGUCAUUCGAAACUUACGAUUGAUACCUCACUUAAGCCAUUGAUACUAGACGUGAGAAGUAUCACUGCUCAGUCACUUAAAAUUGGAUCCCACAAUUUUCAAGUGGUAGUCGAGGGAGAUGGGGUUCUCAAAGGUGGACCUUUGGCCUCAGAAUACACAUUUGCUCAGUUCCACUUUCACUGGGGAGGUGGAAACAAUUGGGGGUCUGAACAUCUUAUAGAUGGAAUCAGCAGUCCUGGAGAGUUGCAUUGCGUUUUCCUCAACAAAAGUUAUGCCGAUAAAGAGGCUGCAUUUGACUAUCCAGAUGGGCUUGUGGUUAUUGGUGUGCUAUUCAAAUUGAGUUCCACUGCAAAUCCGAUAAUGCAGAAACUAGCAGAACUGUUAGAAAAUCCGAGGUCGGGCGAGACCAGGCCGAUCUCACCAUUGUUGCAGCUAACGAAUUUGUUUCCAAAGGAUUUAUCGAAGUACUAUACGUACUCAGGAUCGUUGACAACACCUCCCUGCAAUGAGUGCGUUACCUGGAUCGUUUUGGAUGAACCGCUUUUGGUUUCUGAGGAUGUGAUGGAACGGUUACGCCGUGUUCACAGCCGAUGCAAAAAUUGUGGAGGUCCGGACAAUUUCCGCCCCAUUUGUCCACUUGGCUCACGUAAAAUCGUUGCAUCAUUCCAACCCGCCAGUCAGUGAUACCCGAUGGAAGCGAACUCGUUUCCAAUCAGAUUAUUUCCCUUGUGCUUGACGACUGUCAUCGUGUUGGUCGUCACGUAUUUAGCUCCAUUCGUGUUCCUAUUUUUUAUCAGCAAAUUGUUUGUAGUUUACAUGUUAACUAGUUCAUAUUUUGGUCAA